GUGAAAGGUUGAAGGUGUUUUUGCAGAGUUAGUCUGAUUCCAGCAGACUCGAGCGGAAUCUGAAGAGGACAGUCGAGUAAACAGUGCAAAGCUGCAAAACUGAACAAAAGCUGAAUUCGACACCGAGGGACCUGAUUUAUUUUAAUCUACAAAAAGGUAUCGACAUCGAAAUCGAAAAAGCAACCAGAUAACAUGAAGCUAAUCAGUGGAGAAGUGAAUCAGGCCACAUCAGCGUCUGAUAAUCAAAAUGACAUGAACUGGAGUGGUGGUGUUCAAGAAGAACCAAUAACCUCUGAUGGCACAUCCACUGCCAGUACAGUUGAUAUGGAAGAUGUAGAAGCAGGUGGCCCACACACUGAACCAUUUGAAAUGAUAUAUGCAGAUGAAGUUGACUCAUCCACUCCCAGUACAUCCACUCCCAGUACAUCCACUCCCAGUACAUCCACUGACAGUUCAGCUGAGAUGAAAGAUGUAGAAGCAGAAAAGAUAACAGACAUGUUUUCAGGAAAUAAGGUUUUUGUUCUUGUCACUGGAAAUACAUUAAAAGCUCAUGAGAAAGUCAUUGAAAUUCUUCAAACACAAAAACCAGAUCUGCAGGUGGUGGAAAAAGUGAAUGAGAGCGAUUAUAUUCUGGUUUUUUGUCCCAUUGCUUCACGAGCUGGAACCGACGUUGAAGCAGCAUUGAAAAAGCUUCAGGAUAUUGCAGGCACCAAACCUGCUGUUCUAGUGGUGCUCCAUCACACAUUUCAAACAGAUUGGGUUGUACCAGACAGCAACAGAGCUGUAAAAAGAAAGAAUUCAGUCACAGUAGACUGUCUGUUCCAUGAAGAUCUGGGAUUACUACAUUGUCCUAAAAAUACUGAAUCACUGGAAAGAAUUACAAGAAUUAUAAAACCCCCGGAGGAUUCAACUUGGGCCUGGUUUCCUAGUGUACCUUCUUUAACAAGUUGGAUUAAUUCUUCUGUCUGUUUUUCAAGUACUGUCAGGGAGGACCAAAGCCAGCGUGAAAAAGGGCCAGAAAAGGAACAAGAAACAGAGACAAAGGAGAAAGAUUCUGUACUGAGGAUUUUGGUAUUAGGAAGAAACGAUUCUGGGAAAAGUUCAGUAAAAAACAUCAUCAUAGGGAAAGAGGAGAAGGCUGCUGCAUCUUCAGCUGAAUCCACUGCCAGCAAGGAGAGUAAGAACACAGAGGGGGAGGUAGCUGGGAGAAAGGUGACUGUUGUGGAGACUCCUGACUUAUUUUCAGCUGGACUCCCACUGGAGAAACUAAGAAAGGAUGUGGAAGAAGCGAUCAAGCUGUCUAAGCCUGGACCUCAUGCCUUCCUCCUAAUAAUACCUUUACCGCUUUCAGAAGACAUCAAAGUUAAUACAGAAGAAGAAUUAAAAGUGACUUUCACAAAGAUGGAAGAGAUCUUUGGAGACAGGUGCUUGAAACACACCAUGAUUAUAUUCAGUGUUACUAAUGAAUCUGUGAAGAAUACUUUCAAUCAAUUUGAAAAAAACAAGGUCCAGUCACUUGAGAAGUGUGGGAACAGGUAUCACUUUCUCAAUAUUGAGCAGAGUGAAGAUGGUUCUCAGGUCUCAGAACUGCUGGAGAAAAUAGAGAAGAUGGUAGGUGGAAACAGAGAGAACUACAGCAGUGAAGUUUAUCUGAAGACACUAGCUUCAGUUGGUGGGAUUGAGAAAAAGAUCAGCAGUGAACUAGAGAAACAAGAUCAUCCAGCUACUGAAAAGAUGAGAAACACAGAAAAAACAACAAAGAGAAAACAUGAGCCAGAGCAGGAAGAGGAGAUGGAACAAAGUCCAAAAAUGCCAAAAUUUGAGAAAGAAAACAGGGAAAAUAGGGAGAUGGAGAUUCAGAAAAUGCAUGAAGAGGAGAACAUGGAGAAAGAGAGAAACGAAAUGAAGACUUUUCUCUCUGGAAUUUGGAGAGAUAUUUUGAAUUCUAAUAUGAAGAUGCAAGAAGAGAUUGAGAAAAAGGACAGACAGAUGGAGAAAGACAAUAAAAUAUAUGCAGAAUUGUUUAACAUGUUAAAUUUUCCGAAAGACCAGCAUGAUACUUAACCCAUUUUUUAUUACAAUUAACUGUAUUCUUCCUUUGCACUGCUAAAUAAUCUACAGAUAGAAUGCAGCAUUAUAUAAAGUAGAUAAUGAGUAAUCAUAGUAUUAGACUGUCAUUGUCAGACUUUUUAUCCUUGCCUUGCACUAAAGCUCUAUAAAUUAGGGAAUGCUACCAGCUCAGCCCUGUAUGCCAUUACAUGAUUUCUCUCUUGUGAUUAGUCACUCAGCAUCUCAUUAGAUACCCAUAAACACCUUGAUUUGUCUAUUGUGAGGUAAAAUAAUGCUUAUAUGAAUUCUGUGUUUCUAAACUAUGUCUCCCAGUCCAUCUCUUGCCUAUGAAAUAUAUUUUGGUGUUGACUGGAUAUUGAAUAAGCUUGAAAUAAAAAGAAAUUGUGAAAAACUA
This is a messenger RNA of Hemibagrus wyckioides, 2464 nucleotides long. RefSeq lists its product as uncharacterized. The transcript is spliced from 11 exons. The coding region runs from base 193 to 2064 and encodes 623 amino acids. Gene Ontology annotation, molecular function: GTP binding. Lineage: Eukaryota; Metazoa; Chordata; Actinopteri; Siluriformes; Bagridae. The record is from RefSeq and is a predicted model, not a curated record.